This is a messenger RNA of Notolabrus celidotus (New Zealand spotty), 4434 nucleotides long. It is a transcript of the gene rtn4rl1b, whose product is annotated as reticulon 4 receptor-like 1b. The transcript has 3 exons. NCBI's taxonomy places the organism in Eukaryota, Metazoa, Chordata, Actinopteri, Labriformes, Labridae. The record is from RefSeq and is a predicted model, not a curated record. Gene Ontology annotation, molecular function: protein binding. Gene Ontology annotation, cellular component: plasma membrane. The coding region runs from base 1132 to 2487 and encodes 451 amino acids.
UUAUUUAUCACAUAUUGAUUUGGGUGGAGGCUAUUUGAUCAGAAAAUCUCUCUUUUUGAUCUGUAAGUCUCUCACUCACUGCAGAAUGAGCAGCAUCACAAAGCUCCUCUGUCGGUUAAUAUAGUUGCUGUUGUUACAUGUCAGUGUGUCCCUUGGUGUCAUGUUGUGUUUCUUAUGAAGACCUCUGGUGUCAGGAAGCAGCGUGUGUGUUUGUGUGUGUGUGUCAGUGUGUGUUUGAGUGUGUCAGGCUGGCGUAGACAGGGACACAGGCAGAGAGAGGGAUGGAGCAGGAUGCUGCCCGUUGGAGGGGCUGAGGCACUACAACAUACUUUCUUCCUCCUUGAGCGCAUCAGCGAGCCCUGAUCCAUAGGUGGAAAAAAAACUGCGAGAUCUUCCCAGACAAGAUCACAGAAAUGUAACAAUUACGAGAGAAGAGAGGAGAGCUGAAAAGAGGGGAUUUUAAGGAAACCGAAAGCUUCAAAGUCUACAUUAUUAAGGAGGAUUUGAGGAGCCUGCGUUUAUAAUCCGACAUCAGAGGCGGAAUGUGAAUCCAAAUAACUUAUGUUAAUUAGAGAUUUUAACGAGUAUGAUGCGAUUUGGACGGCUCUGAAUCACCGAGAGGAGAAUUUCAGAUUGGCCACUUGAAUUUUGGGGUUUUUGGGAGUGUUCGCGCUCUCCAUCGGCUUGCCCCCAGAGCUGAUUUGCAGCCUCUACAGUCAUUUGCGCCUAAAAGGAGUUGGUUACCAGAGGUUCUGUUGGACAAACUGUGCGUUUGUGCUCACACACGCGCACACACACUGGAGUAACCAUUAUUUCGGACUGAGUGGAUGAUUUUGAUGCGCCUGUUUCGCAAUGAUUGCCUCCUAAUUCGCAGGUCCGUCUGAUUCCUGCCGGACUUUGAGGUGAUUAUUGUUUCUUGUCAGUGUUUAUCAAAAUCAAGAUGGUCUGUGGAGCAACUCGAUAAGGUGGAAUCUCAAGAAAAUCUCGAGGAGUGACAGCUGACAUUCACGCGUCGAGGCACGGAAGCUCCGGAUCAACUUCAAAACUAAAGCGCACAAGUUUUUUCAGUCUGGAAUAUAAGAAUAGAUGAUUCUCAGAGGACCGAAGACGAAAUACACCUAGGCCUGCAAAAUGUUCAGAAGGGGCUGCGGGCUGGAGUUCCUGCUGGUUCUCUGUGGACUCGAGUUUUCCUGGUCCUGCCCCCGUCACUGUAUCUGCUACACUGCACCAAGCACAGUCUCCUGCCAAGCCCACAACUUCCUGUCUGUCCCUGAAGGCAUUCCUCCUGACAGUGAGCGCAUCUUCUUACAGAACAAUAAGAUCCAUCGCUUACUUCGGGGUCACUUCAGCUCCAACACGGUCACUCUCUGGAUCUACUCCAACAAUAUCACGUACAUCGAGCCCUCCACCUUCCACGGCUUCACGCUGCUUGAGGAGCUGGACCUGGGAGACAACCGUCACCUACGCUCUCUGGCUGAAGACACCUUUCACGGGCUGAGUCGGCUUAAUGCGCUGCACCUGUACCGUUGUGGGCUCAGUUCACUCCCUAAUAACAUCUUCCAAGGCCUCAGAAACCUGCAGUACCUUUAUUUACAGGAUAACCAUCUGAAGUUCCUGCAGGAUGACACAUUUAUGGACCUCCACAACCUGAGCCAUCUGUUCCUGCAUGGGAACCGUCUGUGGAGCGUCAACCAGAACACCUUCAGAGGGCUUCGAGCCCUAGACCGACUGCUCCUGCACCAAAACCAGAUUGAGUGGGUUGACCGCCUGGCCUUUCAUGAUCUGAAACGUCUCACCACUCUCUACCUGUUCAACAACUCCCUGAUACAGCUGUCUGGACAGUGUCUGGACACUCUGCCCGCAUUGGAAUACCUGCGCCUGAAUGACAACCCCUGGUCGUGUGACUGCAAGGCCCUGUCGCUAUGGGAAUGGUUGAAACGUUUCAGAGGUUCUACAUCUUCAGUGGGCUGCCAGGCCCCAGCUGAUAUGUAUGGAAAAGAUCUCAAAGAGCUGCGCAAGGAGGACUUCCCCAACUGUUCGCCGACUGUACCGAACUCUGAGUCCAGAGCCCAGACUAACAAUUUAUCUGGCACGGUGAAUCCGUCCAUGAAUCGUGGUGUAGUGGUGGGCUCUGGAGGGCAGACCCACCUAGUCCAGCCUUCAAGGCCUGGUCGUUCUCGGAACUGCACAAAGCCUCGUACCAGGGGGAGCAAGGGGAAGGGUGACAAUGAGGUUCACUCAAAGGAGGUCAUGGCAGACAAGGAGGAUUCCUCCCCAGAUUUCACAGAAGGGGGGAAACAUGACCACACAUCCCCAGAUGGCACCGUCACACGGAGGAAGCACAAGUGCACUCCCCGGACCACUGUCCGCCCCCCUAGUGGGGUUCAGCAAGCCAACAACAGGGCAACGUUAUCCCACUCCUUACUACACAUCCCUGCCCUCUUUGUGGCCUUGUUAACGACAAACAUUGACAACAUCCUCCGCUGACCUUUAGAGGAUUUGGCUAAUCACAAAAGACAGCCCUCAGACCCUCUCUUGCUCCUGCACUACAAGGCCUGUGUGUCAUUUAUGUAUGUGUGUGUGAGUGUGAUUAUAUGUGUAAAUGUUGUGUAGGGAGCUUUAUUGUUCAGACUCAAACAGGCAUCAAAGCAUCAAACAUCUACAACAGAAAGACUCACAGCACAAAAACUGAAGGGACUAAGGGUCAGUGAACGACAGAAAGAUUAUCUGCGACCAAGCUUGCACUGCCACUUCUGCCAGUUUGAUUUCAUUUCUUCAUGAUCUUGUGUUUUUUUUUUUCACUCAACCAGAGCUCCAAUGACCAAAAUCUGGUAAAAAAAAAUCUGAAAUUAAGGAUGAGCUGACAGAGCAAACAAUGACAAUUUGUUAGCUAGUUAGCUCAGAGACUGAAAGCUAAGUGCUCCGUUCAGCUUUAAUCUUCAGCUCGGUUUGUAAAUUGUUAACAAGAAAGUAAGAAAAUGGACAGUUGAUGACAUUGUUUCACCAUUUCUGCCUAUUGUUAUUUUUCUAUUGCAUCUUGUGCUAACACGUCAAACAAUUGGGUUUAAGAACGUUUCUCUUAAGCUAAGAGGUGAAGUGUUUGCAUGGCAAUAAAAUGUCAGUCUUUUCAGACGUAGGAAUGUGUCAUUUUCACAACACAAACAAAUCUACAGCCGCUGAUGUUUUACUGCUAUCGACAGAGCGACCAGUUAGCUUGUACGCUGUAUGAAGCAGUAGCAAAUGCUAACUCCUCUCUACACAUUGCUGGCUUUUUUAAAAGUAUUUUACCAACUCUUCUGCCCAUUUAGCUACUCUCAUUGGUAUCCCAUUUGUACACACAGAUCUGCUCCCAUCCUCAUUUACACUACGUCUAUCCUUCUGUGCAACUGAAUAUUAAGCUGCUAAUUGUUUCAAGAUAUUGAGAACUGCCAUGCCCUGAUUUCAUUUGCUUGGUAAACAAUGUGCGUCUCUGGGAGAUCAAGCUGUGAAUAUUGAAGAGUCUGUCUAUAUCUUGUGUCAGAUGUUGUUCAUAUGAUUUUUGUAAGACACAAAAUGGACCUAGAGAAAGAUCCCCCCGCUGCAGGGCCAACAGGAGCCUUUGAGAUCGAGGGUCUAACGGGGCUUUCUCAGCUUCUCAGUGAGGUUGUGCUGAACUGAUCCCUCCUCUGUGAGAACAAACCUUCCUCAUUGAGAAUGUGUGGAACACAUUUUUUUUCUUGAUCACUAAAGCUUCAAAAGGAAGACAAGGACAAGACUUGAGAGAAAAAAAUGUGUUUCUGUGUACCUUAAAUGACUCGUGAUCGAGAAAAGAUGAAAAAAAUACAUGAAAUGGAGCAUGGACGAACAGGGAUCAUAUUGAGGGAGUUGCGCCUCUCUAUGAACUGAUGUGAUUGUCCAUGGAUGUGGGGACUCAAGACCAAGACAAUCGCUUCUGAAGUAACAAGGAGAUGCGAUACAAUGUGGAUAAAGAGAUGAAUAAAUACAGGACAUCCUACUUCAGGAGCUUUUGUGCCUCCCUUAAACCUACCAAUAAGAUGGUGUUUGUAUCAAUGAUGUGAACUGUACCACUAUCAAGGAGACAUGCGGACUCCUUGCAGUGCUGAUAUUAAUCAUUUCCUGUAUAACUAUCAGAAAAACAAUAUCAGUGACAUUGAUGAUGAUAACAGGGUUAUCUGCUCCUCUUGUCAGGAGGAGUCUUUUGACUUUUUAAUUUGCUGGUGAUUUGUUUAUUUUACGUAUUUUUCAUGUUAUAUUUUUAGAACCGUUUUUAUUUGUUAAUGCACAAUUAUUCACCUCCAUAUUACUUGUUUGACUGUAUGCCUAUAUUCAUCUUCCUUAUUUGCCAUUAUUCAAUUGUUCAGUAAGUUACCAUCAGAAAACAACAGUACAAAAAUGUUUAUAAAGAUAUUAAAAUCUAUAUCUUCUUAUGUCUAC